GCAUUAAUCUUUGUGAAAUCUCAUUAAUCAUUCUCAUAAAUUAAUCCAUUUUGAACACAAAUUUCAGACUUCAGCUCUCUCCAUGGAUCUCAUCAUCUCCUCCUCGUCUUAUUGAAUUCAUAAAUCCAAGGUAACGUGUUUGGAAGAUCAAUCAGAGCUCGUUUGCUUGUAUGUUCUUCUUCUUAGAUGCAAAAUCCAAAUUCACGCAGCUGCAUUAUUCCUUUCGUAUCUCCAUUUUUCAUGCUUCUUCGUCGUAGAUCCCCAUUUUUCCCCCAAACCCAAAAUGUGUUUCUUCUGAUCAACACUGCGUGAUUUACUGCCCCUUUCAUUCUUCUCCGCCUUCGUCGCAUUUGGAAGAUAGCUGACGGAGGGUUGUUUAGAGAUGAGAAUUUCAUCGAGGGUUUUCGUGUUUUUGAUUCUCUGCUCCAUUCCCUGGCGGUCUUUCGCGAUCGAGAACUUCCGGCAACCAUUUCCUAUUGUGGAACCUGAUCCUGGCCAUACAAAACUUCGCCUUUCUAGAGAAGGUUUAGAGGCUAUUGAAAGAAUAACUAAUCCAAUUGCAGCUGUUGCGGUCAUUGGGCCAUACCGAUCUGGGAAAUCUUUCUUGCUUAAUCAACUUCUCUCACUUUCUUGCUAUGAAGGUUUUGGUGUAGGACACCAGCGUGACACCAAGACAAAAGGGAUCUGGGUGUGGGGUACUCCUCUGGAGUUGAUGAUUGAUGGAGUCAAAACUUCAGUUUUCUACCUUGAUACAGAGGGAUUUGAAAGUGUUGGAAAGUCAAAUGUAUAUGAUGAUCGAAUCUUUGCUUUGGCAACUGUUCUGAGUUCUGUGCUUAUCUACAACUUGCCUGAGACUAUCCGUGAAGCUGAUAUUUCUCGAUUGUCAUUUGCUGUUGAGCUUGCUGAAGAAUUUUAUGGGAGAGUGAAGGGACAAGAUGUUGCCUUUGAGCCUGCUAAGUUGCUAUGGCUUAUCCAGCGUGAUUUUCUACAAGGAAAAAGUGUUCAAGAAAUGGUGAAUGAAGCUCUAAAACAAGUGCCUAAUAGCGAAGGAAACAAAAACAUUGAUCUGGUAAACCAAAUUCGAGAUUCUUUGGCUAUUAUGGGAGAUAAUAGUACAGCCUUCAGCUUACCACAACCUCAUCUUCAAAGAAUCAAGCUUUGUGAUAUGAAGGAUGGUGAGCUGGAGCCAACAUAUGUUACAAAGAGGGAAGAGUUAAAAAAGCUUGUUACGAGCAUUAUCCGUCCAAAGAUUGUGCAGGGAAAAUCUAUGAAUGGGAAGGAAUUUGUAUCCUUCUUAGAACAGAUUCUUGAAGCAUUGAACAAAGGGGAAAUUCCAUCUACCGGAUCUCUUGUUGAGGUUUUCAACAAGGGUGUUCUUGAGCGAUGUUUGAAAAUAUACAGCGACAGAAUGGCAACGGUGCAUUUACCUAUGACAGAGCAAUCUCUGCAAGGAACCCAUGAAAUCCAUCGAGCUGAGGCAAUGCGAGCUUUUGAUGAACAACAUUUUGGCCGUCACCAUGCAAAGAAGUCAGUCACACAACUUGAUGAAGAAAUCGACAAGGUGCAUAGUAACAUUAUAUUGGCGAAUCGGUAUCAAUCCUCAAAGCUCUGUGAGGAACUGUAUACGAAGUGUGAAGAUCAAAUGGACCACCUUCAAGCUCUAAGGCUUCCGUCAAUGGCAAAAUUCAAUGCAGGUUUUCUGCAAUGCAAUCAAAGUUUUGAGCAAGAGUGUGUUGGACCAUCAAAAGAAAACUAUGAGCAACGUAUGUCAAAGAUGUUAGGGAAGUCACGAUCUCUCUUCAUCAAGGAAUACAAUCACAGGCUUUUCAAUUGGUUGGUGGCGUUUUCUCUUGGCAUGGUGAUUGUGGGAAGGUUUGUUAUAAAGUUCUUCUUAAUUGAAAUUGGGGCAUGGCUGCUCUUCAUCUUUUUGGAGAUAUACACGAGGAUGUUCUGGUCGGCCGAGACGCUUUACUACAGCCCUGUGUGGCAUUUUGUUGUAGUCACCUGGGAAACAAUCGUUUAUAGCCCCAUCCUGGAUUUGGACAGAUGGGCGAUUCCCAUGGGAGUGUUGGCUGCUGUUUUGGUUGUGUAUUGGAGGUGUUGUGGAAGAAGAAAAUAUGGAUCCCAUUGGAUUUUGCCAUUAUACAACAAUCCCAAGAAUGGUUCACAAAGGCCAAGAUCAGACUGAUAACAUUAAUCUUUGCAUCUCUCCAACCAGUUUGCAGUUUCUUUUUUUGAUCUUUCUGGCGAGCUCUUCACCUUUUUGAUACAUGAAGCUCGCCGCUGCUUAUCAGCUUCAAUAUUAGUUAGGAACCAAGUUUAGACAGAUCAUUUAUCAUCAUUCUGUAGCGACAGUAUAACAGAAAUAUAUGGAUCAAGGAAAUAUUGCUGUCCGUCAAAUAUAUUUGUAACAUCUCUAAAA
This is a messenger RNA of Cucurbita pepo subsp. pepo (vegetable marrow), 2422 nucleotides long. RefSeq names its product Guanylate-binding family protein. Gene Ontology annotation, molecular function: GTPase activity; GTP binding. Lineage: Eukaryota; Viridiplantae; Streptophyta; Magnoliopsida; Cucurbitales; Cucurbitaceae. The record is from RefSeq and is a predicted model, not a curated record.